Paracoccidioides brasiliensis Pb18 is the source of this 2175-nucleotide messenger RNA. RefSeq lists its product as uncharacterized. Bases 1 to 2175 code for a protein of 724 amino acids. The transcript has 7 exons. Gene Ontology annotation, molecular function: oxidoreductase activity. The record is from RefSeq and is a predicted model, not a curated record.
AUGGCGCCCAUUCCAGUUACGGGUGUCCAGUCUGGAAAUGGCCCUCGUGGUGAAAUUCCUCUUCGUCUAGAAAUCCAUGAAUUGCAAAAGGAUGUCCCCAAAUGGAGUCUUUACGUCCUUGCAUUGAGGAUCUUUUACGAUAGACCUCCAGAGCACCCCAAAUCAUACUUUCAGAUUUCAGGGAUUCAUGGAAUGCCAUAUCUGCCAUGGAACGGUGAAGAGGUUCCUAAAAAUGGACCAAAACCAACAGGCUAUUGUACCCAUAGCACCGUUCUUUUUCCGAGUUGGCAUCGCCCAUAUGUUGCUCUCUACGAGCAAUGCAUCCAAGAAAUAAUAGCCACUGAGAUCUUUCCAAAAAUACCCACGAGUGACAAAGAUUAUGAGAAGUAUAAAACAGCGACUGAAACCUUUCGGAUCCCCUACUGGGAUUGGGCGCUUCCUCCUCCAGACUCACAGCAGGAGGUUAUAAACAAGUGGCUCCCUCCGACCUCUCAGGAAAAGGAAGUUCCAAACUUGGUCCCUGGCUUCCCCGAGGUGAUAGACAACCCACUCUAUCAGUAUUCCUUAAAGCCAGACGGGAAGAAGACAACAUGGGGUGACUAUGGUGUUGGUACACUGCAAGUCGGACCCACCGAAGAUGUAGAGGAGGCCGAGGCCGCUGGCAUAAUGUGGACGCAAGACUUCCCCCAGAAAUGGCGCGACGGAGAAAUAUUGACUUACGAGGUAUACAAGAACUUCACAAACACUCUGCCUUGGUUCAUUCCAGGCACCCCAGAUAUUUCAAAGAAGGACCAUGAUGCAGCCGAAAAUAUUUGGCGUCUAUUCAACUAUUCUUUGACUUACCCGGCUUUUGCCACUAACGGUGAUCUUCCAAAAACCGAAGACGAGGUAAAAACAAAACACUGGUAUCAGAGUUUGGAAUCAAUUCACAAUAAUGUCCACCUUUUUGCUGGUGGUGAUAACAAUGGACACAUGGCACAAGUCCCUGUUGCUGCUUUUGAUCCAUUUUUCUGGCUUCACCAUGCCAACGUCGAGCGAUUCUACUCAAUAUGGCAAUUUUUGAACAGUGAUAAAUGGUUUGAAGACACGACAGAGAUUCUGAAAGAUGCAUCUGGAAACAUGCUGAACGACAAGGGCGAAGUUGUUGAGAAGGAAGAAGAUGCAAUGCGUAUUACUGUUGGCCCAACCACUCCACUUGCACCUUUCCGCAACAAACAGGGUAAUUUCUAUAACUCAAACGGCGUGCGCGAUUGCACAGUAUUCAAUUAUACUUACCCAGAGCUGCAAACCUGGAACUAUCCGAAUAAGGGCGAACACGAGAUCGCAAUAUGGUCUACAAUCAACCGGUUGUACGCUGGCUAUAAAACAACUCUCCUCAAAACCAGAAAGACAACCAGCACCGAAACUCUUGAAGUUGUCAUCAAUGUCAGCUUCUACAAGUUCCUCUUUUCCGGCAUGCCUUUUAAUGUGAAGAUAUACCUUCAGCAUGGUGAUAAGAAAGAUCCUUCAAAGGAUUUGAUCGGCAACGUGUAUAACUUUAGCGCCCCUUCAACUGCCGGUGGGAAAGAAGUUUGCUCCAACUGCACAAUCCUUGAGUUGAGCAGUGCUACUUGUACCGCCCAGCUGGUCAUCAGCCAUUUGUUAAGAUUCUUCCCUCUUUAUCCGGGUGACGAAAACAUCGAUAUCGAAAACGGUGAUCAGGUUGAGAAUUUCCUGAAGAAGCGCCUUUAUGUUCAGGUUGUCACGUCGACCGGAAGGGAAAUAGUUCCCCCCAAUACAAAGGAUAACAAACCCGCCAUCACUGUGGCUAUCGCCCACUGUAAAGCCAGAUACUCGGCUGACAUUACAAAGAGAACCGAAUUCAACCCAUUGCACAACUUCGUUUCCCUGGCAGGUGACGUUGCUGAGCUUUUGGUCGUUGGUACAGGUGCCCUAGUCCUGUCGGCCACUGGUUCUAUUCUCGGGACUAUUAAUCCUGAAGGAAAGGUGGCUCUCAGGGAUGGUGCUACUAAGAGCCUUAAAGAUGUAUCCGGUAUCUCCAAUAGAGGGGCGAAGGAUCUCGUCGACCUGGCAGGCGGCUUAGCCACGAGCGCAUUAACCACGGGACUCAACGUUCUCGGUGGCGGUAAAAAAGACAAUCAAGGCGGAAGAGGCGGCGGGCUUGGACUGUUUUGA